AUGGUCGAGUCUAACAUCGACAACCUUAUCGAGAGAGCAGAGAGAGACGCCAGUCCAGACCGAUUUGGACCUGUAGCGGGAAAUGCAGAGAAAGAAGGAAGACAUGAGUCAAUUGCGCGAACAUCGACGGUAUCAAGUGCCUCUACAUCGUCCUCGGAAGCCUCAGACAUCGAGCGUGAUGCCGCCAUGUCUCGGGUAUCUACGCAACGCGACACUGGCGGUGAGCUCGAGCGCCAUGAGACAGCUCUGAGUCGAAUUCACACGCAGCGAAGCCAGCACUCAGGAACUGUAGGCGCCAGCCUACGCAGUAGAGCGAGCAGGAAACCCCUGCCAGCCUUUGGAGCCGGCAAGGCGUAUCCACCACCGCUUCCGGACCGCGAGGCUUACGUCGUGGAAUUCGAUGGGCAUGACGAUCCACUACAUGCUCAGAAUUGGCCGAUCAAGAAGAAACUUGUAACUGCCGCUAUGCUUGGCUUCACUACACUUACGGCGGCUUUCGGUUCGAGUAUCAUUUCGUCGGCCACCGGAGCCAUUGCGCAGAUCUACGAUGUUGGAUCUGUUGUUGCAACAUUGGCGACUUCGUUGUACGUUCUUGGAUUUGCAACUGGUCCUAUUUUUUGGGCGCCAUUCUCGGAGCUGAAAGGUCGACGAUUACCGCUCGUUAUUGCGUCCUUUGGUUUCUCCAUCUUCAACAUCUCAGUCGCGGUUUCCAAAGAUCUACAGACACUGCUGAUCUGUCGUUUCUUCAGUGGUUUCUUCGGAGCCUGUCCACUGACCUGUGUCGCCGCUGUCUUCUCGGACAUGUUCGACAACCGCACUCGUGGCAUGGCCAUCACCAUCUUCUCAGUGUCGGUAUUCACAGGGCCGUUGAUGGCUCCGUUUAUUGGAGGCUUCAUCGUCAUGUCUGACCUUGGUUACCGCUGGACGGAAUAUAUUGUAUCCUUCAUGGGCUUUUUUUGCUUCGCCUGCAACCUUCUUUUUCUCUCUGAGUCGUACCCACCACAGAUUCUCGUUGCCAAAGCAUCGGAACUCCGCCGCCGGACUAAGAACUGGGGUAUACAUGCCAAGCAAGAAGAAAUCGAGAUCGACUUAAUGGAACUUGUUGAGAAGAACUUUUCGAGGCCGCUCAAGAUGCUGGUUACCGAGCGUAUCGUCCUGCUACUGAGCAUCUACAUGGCUUUCAUCUACGGGCUACUCUACCUCUUCCUUACGGCCUAUCCGUUGGUGUUCCAAGGCGUCCACGGCAUGAACCUUGGUGUCGGAGGCCUCCCGUUCUUCGGCAUGAUCACUGGACAGCUGCUCGCUGGAACGUUGAUCUUCUUGCGCCAGCCUGGAUACCAGAGGAAGCUCGCUGCCAACAACAACGUCCCGAUCCCUGAAUGGCGUCUUCCGGAGGUUAUCGUUGGAGGGGCGUGCUUCUCCGCUGGCUUGUUCUGGUUUGGGUGGUCAGGCUAUAAUCCCAACGUUCACUGGGCGGUACCUGCAGUGAGCGGGUUACUGACAGGUUUCGGUCUCCUCGCCAUUUUCCUCCAGUCGCUCAACUACCUCGUCGAUGCAUAUCUGAUGUUCGCUGCCUCUGCCAUCGCCGCCAACACAUUCCUGCGUAGUUUGUGCGGAGCUGCGUUUCCCCUUUUCGCUAGACAGAUGUUCGAGGGUAUGGGUAUCCAGUGGGCAUCCACUCUGCUUGGCAUUCUGGCUGCGGUGCUGGUUCCUGUCCCAGUGUGGUUUUAUCUGAGAGGUGCGAAGAUCAGGCAGAAGAGUGCUUAUGCACCUACGUUCCCCAAACCAGCAGCUGCAGGAGCUGAGGAGUCAUCACAGGGGUAA
Molecule: messenger RNA, 1824 nt
Organism: Ascochyta rabiei
Lineage: Eukaryota; Fungi; Ascomycota; Dothideomycetes; Pleosporales; Didymellaceae
Exons: 2
Coding region: 1-1824 (607 amino acids)
Biological process (GO): transmembrane transport
Molecular function (GO): transmembrane transporter activity
Source: RefSeq, a predicted model, not a curated record